Molecule: messenger RNA, 1026 nt
Organism: Medicago truncatula (barrel medic)
Lineage: Eukaryota; Viridiplantae; Streptophyta; Magnoliopsida; Fabales; Fabaceae
Product: ubiquitin carboxyl-terminal hydrolase 3
Exons: 9
Coding region: 88-795 (235 amino acids)
Biological process (GO): protein deubiquitination; ubiquitin-dependent protein catabolic process
Cellular component (GO): cytoplasm
Molecular function (GO): cysteine-type deubiquitinase activity
Source: RefSeq, a predicted model, not a curated record
CUUUAGACUAAUCGAGAGUUUGAAGCAUAAAGCAAUUAAACACAAACAAAGUUGAGUAGAAAGUUGAAAGCAAAGAAUCAUCGUAUAAUGGCUACUCCUUCUUCCAAAUCUUCCAAAAGAUGGCUUCCUCUUGAAGCUAACCCUGAUGUCAUGAACCAGUUCCUUUCCGGUCUUGGUCUUCAAGAGAAUCAAGCAGAGUGCCAUGAUGUGUAUGGAUUAGAUGAUGAGCUUUUGGAAAUGGUUCCAAAGCCAGUUCUUGCCGUGCUUUUUCUAUAUCCCCUUACCACCAAGUCUGAAGAAGAGCGGUUGCAACAGAAUAAUGAAAAAAGGGAAUAUAACAACAAAGUAUAUUUUAUGAAGCAAACUGUGGGUAAUGCUUGUGGUACAAUAGGGCUUCUUCAUGCUCUUGGUAACUUAACUUCUGAAAUCAAGUUUGUUGAGGAGUCAUUCUUUGAUAAGUUCUUCAAAUCUACUGCAAACUUGGACCCAAUGCAGCGAGCUUUAUUUCUCGAGAAUGACACAGAGAUGGAGGUUGCUCAUUCUGUAGCAGCCACUGCUGGUGAUACAGAGGCAACAGAUGAUGUCAAUACUCAUUUCAUCUGCUAUGCUUGUGUGGAUGGUGAACUUUAUGAGCUUGAUGGAAGAAAGUCGGCACCAAUAUCACAUGGUCCUUCCUCACCAAGUACUUUGUUGAAGGAUGCUGCUAAAGCCAUCCAGAGCAUGAUUCAGAAGGAUCCGGAUUCUCUGAACUUCAAUGUCAUUGCAAUAUCAAAGAAAUCCAGUGAUGGAUAUUAAGGCAGUCAUUUUAUUUUGGGCUUUUCAGGGUUACUUUUGAUUUUGAAGUAAUUUCUUGAAGUUAUAUGUAGUAUAAUAUCCUGGUAUUCAUGCUGCAUUUUAUUCACUUUAUGUGUCUUCGCUCAAAUUUUUAGUUAUAUUCAGAAAUCUUGUAAGCUGAGCCACUUUGAUUAAAAUUUGAUGCAGUAACAUUUCACGAUGAAGAACAUGAAUGGGAUGUUUGAAGCCAAA